UUUAUUCCUGCGCUUCCGUACUCAUCCCUUCACGCUCUCCCAAACAGCCUCCCUCUUUCUCUCUCUCUCUCUCCGCGUCUCCUUUUCCUUCCGGUAUAAAUAAAGAGCAAAUCUGCGACAACAAUUAUUAUUAUAUCCCCAUUCCCUAUUCCUGAUUCUCAUUCUCCCUUUCUCUUUUAUUCUUCUUCUUCUCCUCGGCCUCCAUUAAUGGCGCCGCCCCCCUCGUCUUCGGCUUCGACGGAGAGGGAGACGAUGACGACGAGGAGGAGCGUGCUCGUGACGGGGGGCGCGGGGUUCAUCGGGAGCCACACCGUGCUCCAGCUCCUCAGGGAGGGGUGCCACGUCUCGAUCAUCGACAACCUCGACAACUCCGUCCCCGAGGCCCUCGACCGCGUCCGCGCCCUCGCCGGCCCCGCGCUCGCCCAAAACCUCCGCUUCUUCCUCGGAGAUUUGAGGAGCAAGGAGGACCUGGAGAAGGUGUUUUCUUCAAAAAGGUAUGAUGCUGUAAUUCAUUUUGCUGGGUUGAAGGCUGUUGGAGAGAGUGUUGCGAGACCUUUCCUCUAUUAUGACAACAAUUUGGUUGGAACAAUCAAUCUCUAUGAGUUCAUGGCAAAAAACGGUUGUAAAAAGAUGGUAUUCUCAUCCUCUGCUACUGUUUAUGGCCAACCCGAUAAAAUUCCAUGUGUUGAAGAUUUCGAGCUAAAAGCAAUGAAUCCGUAUGGUAGGACAAAGCUUUUUCUUGAAGAGAUUGCUCGGGAUAUCCAAAAAGCUGACCCUGAAUGGAGAAUCAUACUGCUAAGAUACUUCAAUCCUGUUGGAGCUCAUGAGAGUGGUCAAAUUGGUGAAGAUCCGAAGGGUAUUCCGAAUAAUUUGAUGCCUUACAUCCAGCAAGUUGCUGUUGGUAGGCUGCCUGAGUUGAAUGUGUAUGGCAAAGAUUACCCAACAAAGGAUGGUAGCGCGAUUCGAGACUACAUACACGUCAUGGACUUAGCUGACGGUCAUAUAGCAGCCCUGCGGAAACUUUUCGCCACUGAAGAUAUUGGUUGUGCUGCCUACAAUUUGGGGACAGGAUGUGGCACAUCUGUGCUUGAAAUGGUUGCAGCAUUUGAGAAGGCAUCUGGGAAGAAAAUUCCCGUCAAAUUAUGCCCAAGGAGACCUGGUGAUGCCACUGCUGUCUAUGCAUCCACUGAAAAGGCUCAAAAGGAACUUGGUUGGAGAGCAAAGUACGGCAUAGAAGAAAUGUGCAGAGAUCAGUGGAAUUGGGCUAGCAAGAAUCCAUACGGUUACCGCUCCCAGCCUUGAAAGAGUCCGGCAACUUCAUUCUUACUCGAGAUAAUGGCAAAGCCUAUGAUGAUCUUAUUUAAUUUGAAGAUAAUCUAUAAUUAUCUAGUUUUUGUGAAUAAUAUAAUGCUUGUGAGGUUUAUCAUGUACUCUUGUGUGUUAUAAGCAGUAAAGUUUCGCCGAAGGCGGUAUAUCAUUUCCCUAAAUGGCAUUUUUAUUAGGAGUAAUGUUGUGCUUACUAACAAAUCUUGCAAUAGUUUACAAAUUAUGUGAUUUACAGUUGGA
Messenger RNA from Ananas comosus (pineapple), 1566 nucleotides. RefSeq names its product bifunctional UDP-glucose 4-epimerase and UDP-xylose 4-epimerase 1-like. Bases 208 to 1302 code for a protein of 364 amino acids. Gene Ontology annotation, molecular function: UDP-glucose 4-epimerase activity; RNA binding. Gene Ontology annotation, cellular component: cytosol. Gene Ontology annotation, biological process: galactose metabolic process; rRNA processing. The record is from RefSeq and is a predicted model, not a curated record. The transcript has 9 exons. NCBI's taxonomy places the organism in Eukaryota, Viridiplantae, Streptophyta, Magnoliopsida, Poales, Bromeliaceae.